AUGUUUUCAGACCAGAAACCAAAGUUUUCAUUUGAUUUGACAAUCCAUGACUUGACAAAUGUGCCCGAGAUUAGUGGCUCUUGCUAUAUUGAAGUUCAAGUGCGCGAUAACAAGCGUCUGAAGAGCGGAGUUAAAGGCAAGAAGAUCCCCGAUAUCGAGUCAUCUUCUUCUCCUUCUCUGAAGGCUGUGAAGAAGGCUUCAUCUACACUUAACUCAACAAGGUCUUUAUUUAACAAAUUUGAUGAUGCUCUAUCGAAAUCGAGCAAGUCUGACAAUGGAAAUAAUAAUAACAAAAAUAAUAAUGAUAAUAAUAAUACUAAAAGCACAUUAUCGGAUGGCGCGGGAAGUAAUAAUAGUAACAACAACAAUAGUACCAGUAGCACUUCGUUGCUGGGAACUAUCAAGACAACUACAUCACGAAGAAAGCUCCACAAUUUCAAAUGUACUUUCAAUUAUAACUUGUCAUGUAACUUGCGCUUCAACUACAGUAAGAGAAAGAGCAAUUUAAUUUCCAACAAGUACUUGAUAUUCAGGAUAUAUUAUGUCAUCGAUAAUCAUAAACAUGUUGGCACUAGUGCGACGAGUAGCACCAGUGAUAGUGGUGGUUCGCACACACAGGUGAUACUGUUGGGGAAAUUAGUGAUUAAUCUUACAGAGUAUCUCAACUUUGGAGAGCCAGUCAAUAACAAAUAUUUACUUGAGGAUUCCAAAGUGAAUUCCAUCCUCAAUAUCACCAUGGCAUUGCAUGAAUUGCCCUCGAAUUUCGAUUUCCACACUCAGCUACAAAUACAGGACAAUGACAGCAGUCAUGCGUCAUCCACCUCCCUCUCAUUAAAUGACAAUAACAAGCAGCAUUUGAAGAAAAAUACCACAUUCAAUGUACCAGAACUAGAACGAAAACACGUGUUUACUGGCAUAAAUAAUGUUUUUGGUGAUAAUUCAAAUACGUUCCCAGGAGAGCACCCGCCAGGUCAGGGCCACAUCGAAGGUGGCUCCACCGGAUUACAAUCUACACAAGCAAAUGGAGGUGGCAAUGGCCAGCAGCCUCAGUUAAAUGGGAAGCAUUCGCACAGAAGUUUAUUCAGUCACUAUGAUAAAUCUAGUGCAAAGUCGAAAAACUCUCAUUCCGCACAACUGUCCAAUGCUUCACAAAAAGAUAUGCCUCUAGAUGACAUCACAAAGCUAGACAAUGAUGAAUUGUUAUAUUAUGUGGCAAAAGGGAAUGAUAGUUCAAGUGUGAUAAAUAUGGCAAAUGUGGGGAACAUCUCGGCCGAAGGUGGUGCAAACGCAAGAGACGGCAAUGAUGCAAAUGACCCAAAAACAUACACACAGGGUCAAGUUUACAGUAACUCCAAGCGACUUAUAAUGGAUCCCAUUGUCAGCCUCCUUUACGCCAAGAUCUUGGAGAGUAGCUGGGAUCCAGAAUUAUAUCCAUUAUUGGACUACUCUCCAGACCAAUGCAUCAAUGAUAUUUUUGACAAUCCAGAGAAUCCUUAUGGUUGCAACAUGAAGUUGAAAUCUUAUUACGACGAGAACCUUCGUCAAGAUGCAGAUAAGGAUGACACGUAUAGAGAAUUGAACGGAUUGAUCAACGAGCAAAGGUAUAGGCCCAACUUAAGAAGCUGGAAUAUUUCAGGCGAACAUUUAGAUCGGUGA
Lodderomyces elongisporus is the source of this 1656-nucleotide messenger RNA. RefSeq lists its product as uncharacterized. The transcript has a single exon. Lineage: Eukaryota; Fungi; Ascomycota; Pichiomycetes; Serinales; Debaryomycetaceae. The coding region runs from base 1 to 1656 and encodes 551 amino acids. The record is from RefSeq and is a predicted model, not a curated record.